This is a messenger RNA of Lolium perenne, 522 nucleotides long. The record is from RefSeq and is a predicted model, not a curated record. NCBI's taxonomy places the organism in Eukaryota, Viridiplantae, Streptophyta, Magnoliopsida, Poales, Poaceae.
AUGGUCGAUUCGUGGGAGGAGGAGACGCUAGAGGCGGCCGUAGAAGUCGUGGAGGAGGACCCGCAGUUUGCUGAGUAUGAGGCGUGGAAGGAGGCGGCGCUAGUGGCGACCGUAGAUGCCUUUGUCGUGGACGAGCGGCAGGAACUGAAGGAGGCGCGGCGGCGCCGGGAGGAGGUGCGGCGACAGCGGGAGCGCCGGUGGGAGGUGCGCCAGCAGAAGGAGUGGGAGCAUCUUGCGCUGCGGCGGGUGAUGCGGGAGGAAGAGCAGCGUCAGGAUGAAGGCUACGAGCGGCGGCGUUUGGCGGAGAUGCAGCUCCGCAUACAGAGGCAGAAGUUGGAUCACCGUCGGCGGCGGGAGGACCUGGAGCGGCAGCUACAUCAGGAGGCGGUGGCCACGGAUAGAUCCGCCUACUUGACGUUCGUGGCGGAGAGAGCAGUGGAUCAUCGAUGGAGGAGCAGCGGACAGAGCAUGGGAGAGAGCUGCGGGCGAUCGUCCACCUCCACAGAACCGGUUGGCCAGUAG